UUUUUAUUUGUAAUAAAAAACAAAAUAGAAGCAUCUUCUUCAUUCUUCACCUUCUCUUCUUCUUCUUCUUCUCUUCUCGCACCGCCAGGGUUUGCGUUUCAUUUCUCUGCUUCAAUUCGCAGAGGAUGAAGGAUUUCAAUUCGGAUCUAUUUGAACCGGGCACGGUUAUGGACUCCGAUUACUCUCGCGGCGGUGCUUCCUCUUCCUCCUCCGAUGCUGAUUUCGGCUUUGCAUUCAAUGACAGCAACUUCUCUGACCGGAUCCUCAGGAUCGAGAUUAUGGAUGACUCGGUCGAGACUCGCUCUGAUUCCGACGGAUGCACCACCAUCGCCGACUGGGCUCGCCAACGCAAGAGGAGAAGGGAGGAUAUCAAGAAGGAAAAUAAUGUGGUGGAUCUUACUUUAUUGCCUGACGAACAAAUUUUGAACGAGAAUCAGACUGAUAUAGAUGAUUUUGUGCCCUGUGAGAAUCAGGAUGAAGAGGCAGUUGCAAUGGUUGAAGAACCCCCUUCAGGUGAUGAGACUGCAGUUGCAAACAGUAAUGAUUCAAACUUGAACAUGGACUGCUCUGCUGUCGCGAGGGUUAGAACAUUACAUAUUAGUUCUCCUAUCUUGGCUGCUAAAAGUCCUUUCUUCUACAAGCUUUUCUCAAAUGGGAUGAGGGAGUCAGAGCAGAGGCAUGUCACCCUGAGAAUUACUGCAUCUGAGGAAGCUGCUCUCAUGGAGCUUCUGAACUUUAUGUAUAGUAAUAGCUUAAGCAUUACUUCACCACCUGGUUUAUUGGAUGUGUUGAUGGCUGCUGACAAAUUUGAAGUUGCUUCAUGCAUGAGAUACUGUAGCCGGUUAUUGCGGAAUAUUCCUAUGUCACCUGAGUCUGCGCUGCUUUACCUUGAGCUUCCUUCUAGUGUCUUAAUGGCUGAUGCAGUUCAGCCAUUGACUGAUGCAGCAAAGCAGUAUCUUGCUGGUCGAUACAAAGAUAUAACAAAGUUCCAGGAAGAGGUUAUGGGCUUGCCUCUACCUGGAAUAGAGGCAAUUCUCUCAAGUGAUGAACUCCAGGUUGCAUCAGAGGAUGCUGUCUAUGACUUUGUCUUGAAGUGGGCUCGAACCCAGUACCCAAGAUUGGAAGAUAGGAGAGAAGUCCUGGGUACAAGGCUUGCCCGUUUGAUUCGCUUUCCUUACAUGACCUGCCGAAGGCUUAAGAAGGUCUUAUCCUGUACUGACUUUGACAAUGAUGUUUCAUCCAAGCUUGUAAUUGAAGCCCUCUUUUUUAAGGCUGAGGCUCCACACCGCCAACGCGUACUGGCUGCUGAGGCGUCGUCCUCCAAUCGUCUUUUUGUGGAGCGAGCAUACAAGUACCGCCCUGUUAAAGUGGUGGAAUUUGAACUUCCGCGCCAGCAGUGUGUGGUUUACUUGGAUCUGAAGCGAGAGGAGUGUGCCAAUUUGUUCCCAUCUGGCCGUGUCUAUUCUCAGGCAUUCCAUUUGGGUGGACAGGGGUUUUUCUUAUCAGCACAUUGCAACAUGGACCAACAAAGCUCAUUUCACUGUUUUGGCUUGUUUUUAGGAAUGCAGGAAAAAGGCUCUGUUAGCUUUGCUGUUGACUAUGAAUUUGCCGCGAGGUCUAGACCAACUGAGGAAUUCGUCAGCAAGUACAAAGGCAAUUAUACAUUCACUGGUGGAAAGGCUGUUGGGUACAGAAACUUGUUUGCAAUUCCAUGGACUUCAUUCCUGGCUGAGGAUAGUCUUUACUUCAUCAAUGGCGUUCUCCAUCUUAGGGCUGAGCUCACCAUCAGGCAGUGACCCGGAUUUGUAUUUGUGAACCUUUUCUUUUAGUUGGUAGCUUUGACCUUUUUUGGGAUACUGUUUUUCUGGUUACCUGCUGUAAUAAUCUUAAAAAUCUUAACUUAUCGCUAGCGCUUCAUAAGACCAAAUGAAUUUUCAGGACUUGUUUAUUUAAACCGAAUUGUGCUCAAUGAUAUGUAGGGAAAUAUUUAAAGGAGUUUGAGUA
Molecule: messenger RNA, 2004 nt
Organism: Lotus japonicus
Lineage: Eukaryota; Viridiplantae; Streptophyta; Magnoliopsida; Fabales; Fabaceae
Product: BTB/POZ domain-containing protein POB1
Exons: 6
Coding region: 126-1796 (556 amino acids)
Biological process (GO): response to red light
Cellular component (GO): nucleus
Molecular function (GO): protein binding
Source: RefSeq, a predicted model, not a curated record